UUCACCGUGGUAGCUCCAUGCUAACUCUGUGCUCCUGAUUUCUGGGCGAUAUUCGUGAUAAUCUACGUGUUGGUUGGAUAUUCUGAUCGCCAGUGAAUUGCGUGACAUAAGAAACGUAUUUCCCACCCGAACCACACUAAUAACCUGUAACAAUGCGGGUGAAUAUGUUUGUUUACUGUUGCCGAUUAAGCCAGGUGUGCAGCAGUGCUAGCAGAGCUGGCUGAAACAGCCCAUGGCAUCCACAUGAAGCUGGAGGAACAUGGUCAAAUGAUUUAACGCUGCGUCUCGUGGUAUAGUUGGACGGCAUGGAUCCUGCAUUCCUCUUCAAAAAUAACAAAUUUGCAUUCAAAUUAAGGCUGUUUCUAUAUUUCUGACACGGAUGGGGACCCAAGCACCAUCGGUGGAUUUCCUGAAUAAAACCUAAAUUCUUCUCCUGAGAGGAACUGCAAGCAAACAUUAGCUGCCAUGCGUAUCAGUUUCUGCCAGGCCCUGUUAACUGGUGCCAUCAUCCUCAACCUCCUCAUCCUUUACUAUGUGUCCCGGGCCCAGCAGCAAAUGAUGGACAAGAGGAAAGAGCUUGGGAGGGGCACUCGGAAGGCUUCCCUCCCAGCCUCCAGUCUUGGAGGGGGCUUGGGAGUACUCAUAGGAGCUGGUGAUCCCGGGGUGGGUGGAGUCGAAGGGCACAGUCGGACCCCACGUGUGACGGUUCUUCUUCGGGAGUUUGAAAACUUUGAGAAUUACGUCGGGGACGUGGCGAAUUCCUUCCUGCGGCAGAGACCUGAGCUUCCCUUCCUGGCUGUGUCUGACACGUCUCCAUACCCUCCGCUGGUGCUUCCGGAUGGGGCUCGGCUCUUGGUACUCUCUCCCAGUCCGGACCAGCCGCCGCAAGCACACAGGCCGGAGUUUCAUGUCCAGACAGAGUUUGUGCUGCUGGUUCCUGAUGGCGUGGAGCUGGAGCAACCCCGGGCUGUCGAGCGGCUGAUCAGGGAGUUGGAAGGAGAGGGCGGGGGUCCUGUGAGGCUCGUGGCUGCUCCUGUGCUCGCCCGGUCUGCUGUGCAGUGUCUUCAUCUGCGGGUGAACCUCAGAGAGUGGACAGCCACCUACUCCCCUGCUGCUUCUGGAAGCAGCGGGAGUGUUUGCACAGCUCUCCAGGGCGAUGCCGUCGUCCUCAUCCGCACUGAGGACCUGUUUAACCUCUCUGUUCCUCUGGGGCGACCGCUCUUCUCCUCGCUUUUCGUUCAGACUGCCUUGAGAGGCUGGAAGGUCAAGCUGCUGGAGAGCCCCUGUUUCUCCGCAAACCAUCGGCCACUCUUCAGUUCAGCCCACAACCAGUGGAAAGCCGACACCCGCCUGAAGGAGGCCACGGGACAGCUCAUGAGGAGCUUUGGUCUGAGGCGCCUCAUGCUCCCUGAAGGGAAGGAGCAGUGGUACGGCUGCAGCAAGGAGACGCCUCGCUGCUUCGGCACCGUGCACGAUGACACUCCAGACUAUCUGUAUCUGGACCGCUGGACACCUCCGUGCUGUCUGCGAGCUCUCAGAGAAACCACCAAAUACGUUGUUAAUAUUUUGGAGAGCUCGGGUGUUCGCUACUGGCUGGAGGGCGGCACCCUGUUGGGCGCCGUUCGCCAUCAGGACAUCAUCCCGUGGGAUUACGAUGUGGAUCUGGGUAUCUAUCUGGAGGACAUACCCAACUGUGACCACCUGAAGAACCUGGACUCGGGCUCUCUGGUGGAUGCUAAUGGCUACGUGUGGGAGCGCGCAGUGGAGGGAGACUUUUACAGGGUCCAGUACAGCGAAGCCAACCACCUGCACGUGGACCUGUGGCCGUUCUACUCGCGCAACGGCGUCAUGACCAAAGACACGUGGACCGAGCACAAACAAGACACCGAGUUCCCCGAACACUUCCUGCAGCCACUGGUGCCCAUGACCUUCGCUGGCAUCACGGCGUACGGCCCCAACAACCACAGAGCCUUCCUGGAACUGAAGUUUGGAGAGGGGGUGAUUGAAAACCCCCAGUACCCCAACCCUGCCAAAAAGAGACUGGACAGGAGCAAAUUAUAGGUGGUAGAGGAAGGUUCAAGGCUCCUUUUUUUUUUUUUUUUUUUUUGAACAUUUGAACUCAGAACACCAGGCCUCAUUGUUCUCGAUAGCCAGAACAAUAACAUGGUACCAAACCACAUGCUUUUGCCGUUACUUCCUUUAUUGUAGCUAACAACAGCGUAUUUAUUUCUUGAACAAGUGGUGAGAGUGACAGAAAGAGUGUACAAAAGUCUGGUACACUGUUUUAGUAUAAAUUUUACAAAAUAUUACUCCUGAAAGUUUGAUAAUUAUUUAAAAAAAAUCCUUUUUCCAAAGCAGGAUUGAAGGUAUUGUGUGGAAUUAUCCGUGUGAAAUAAGUGGCAUUGUCCUAAAAAUGUAUUUAUGUUUUCUAACUGUAUUGCCUUGUAUUGCACUUUUUCAGUUUUGCACAUUUUUUUGAACGAAUGUUUGCGUUUUAAUGCCUUUCUGUACCAGACAACUGUAAAGUGGCGAGAAUGUUCUCAUGUGAUUUGUUAAGCACACUGUCAUUCAUCCUUAUCAGGAUGAGAGAUUACCCUAUCAGACCUCAGUAUUCAAAUUAAACUGAACAUUUUAAUUGUGUAACAUAUGAGCACACAUGUAUUUAUGAAAACAGAACUUUUGUUCUGUAUACUAUUAAGAAAAAGAAUUAAAAGAGUUAUAGAUUAAAACAACCACUGUAACCACAGUCUAUGUCGCAUUGUUUUAUGUGUGAAAUAUGAGUGUCGCUCCAU
Molecule: messenger RNA, 2792 nt
Organism: Salarias fasciatus (jewelled blenny)
Lineage: Eukaryota; Metazoa; Chordata; Actinopteri; Blenniiformes; Blenniidae
Product: fukutin-related protein
Exons: 2
Coding region: 466-2061 (531 amino acids)
Biological process (GO): protein O-linked glycosylation via mannose
Cellular component (GO): Golgi apparatus
Source: RefSeq, a predicted model, not a curated record